Clupea harengus (Atlantic herring) is the source of this 2844-nucleotide messenger RNA. It is a transcript of the gene sh3rf2, whose product is annotated as SH3 domain containing ring finger 2. The coding region runs from base 847 to 2160 and encodes 437 amino acids. The transcript has 6 exons. Gene Ontology annotation, molecular function: protein binding; ubiquitin protein ligase activity. Gene Ontology annotation, biological process: negative regulation of apoptotic process; protein ubiquitination; positive regulation of proteasomal ubiquitin-dependent protein catabolic process. The record is from RefSeq and is a predicted model, not a curated record. Lineage: Eukaryota; Metazoa; Chordata; Actinopteri; Clupeiformes; Clupeidae.
GGCAGAGGAGAAAAAGGAGGUCCGGGAGAUAGGGGAAAAGAGGAAAGGGGAGGAAGAAACUGGGAGAGGGACUGUGGAGGAGUGACUAGAAAAAUAUGCCCUGUCAGAGAGUGUGGAUCUGUGAAGGUGAACUAAUAAUCUAAAAAUACAUGACACAAAUGGGAGUUCAUUUGCUGAUAAGCUGGGAAAGGCAAAAUAAGGACUUGCAUCAGUAAAUCACAAACAUUUUGGAAACGUUUCCUUUGUAGUCUUUCUACAGCAUAGCUUGAGACAAACUUAAUUCUAACAUUACUACUAUUGCACUGUCUAAAACUAUAAUUGGGUGACCACGGCAACUAUUUCCAUUGCAUGCUAACUAGAUAGUAGCCUCCUUUAUACUGCCCUUACUAAUGUAACAUGUUAAACAUGUAGUGUUUAUACUGCCCUUACAAAUGUUACAUGUUAAACUUUGUUCACUAGCCUGUCUGUAAAUGUGCCUCCUCAUGCUUCUUAAACCUGGAUUACCUACAGACAUUGCAGAUACAGACCGAGCAAAGAACAUGUAUGUAUGCAUGUAUGUGCAGUAUGUAUGAACAUGUAUGUAAACUUGCAUGAGUAUAAAAACACAAAAAUACAUGUGUUAAUUUGGAACAUGAUCUAUACUGCACCCUAACAGGGCAUACAAAAAAGCCAAGGUGCUGUACAUGCAGACAUCAUCUAUAGCUCAUGCUGUUAUAAAAUCAUCUUGGACAUUUUUUGGUGAGGGGAGGGAGAUUGAUGUGAAAGUUGUGCCUGUUUUUUUGCCUGGAGUGAACUGGGAGCUCAGUGUGUUAAUGCCCGUCUGCUUGUUCUCAGGCUGACAGAAAGAUGAACGGAGACACUCCCUCAACAAUCACCAUGGCACUGAUCGGCCCACAGGACCACACAGCCGUGUCAGACAAGCAGUCAUCCACUCAGCGGCUCUCCAUCAGCGUGUGUGCUGCCUUGUACUCUUACAGCCCACAGCGCCACGAGGAGUUGGAGCUGCGCAAGGGCGAGAUGGUGGGCGUCUACGGCAAGUUCAAGGAGGGCUGGCUGCGGGGGCUCUCCCUUCGUACGGGCAAAGUGGGCAUCCUGCCCAGCAACUACGUCACCCCCGUCCUCAGAACCUCUGCAAGGAUUGUGGAGUCCAAGCCCACCCCCUCGUCUGUCAGCACGGGGGUGGGAAAGCGGCACGGUUCCCAUGGUUCCCAGAAGCCUCUAGGCGUGGUCCUGGACCGGGUCAGCGACGCUAACGGAAUGACGUCUGCCACUGGACAGGCACCACCGGUCACCAUGGCAGCCCAGCCAAUGAUGUCAUCUCACGGUGCGACGAGAAGUUCACAUUCAGGGGUCAAGCACGGCUGGGACAUUGUGAGGCGUGCCUUCCAUUCCACACACAGAGGUUCAUUUCAGCGGGGAACCCAUCGAUAUCACCUGACUCCCAGCCUCCAGCCUUCGCCUGCAGACCUAGGGCAGAUUUACAGCUAUGGCCGCUCUCCUGUGCUGCCCAAAAAGAGGAACGGCCUCUUCUCCAACCCCAUCAGGCCACAGUGCUGGACCACUGACACACUACCGCCCUCUGGUGGCUACCAGACCGUGCACAGGGACACUUUCCACAAAGAGGCCUCGUCAGGUCUCCUCCACUCCAUCUUAGUGAAGCCAGACUCUUACAAGUACAACAUAGACAAGCCUGUGAAAACAGUGCGGUUCGUAACAGAAGACACACCACAGCUGGUGUCAUGGACGACCUCCCUGACCUCUGAGAGGCAGAUGUAUUCUGGAUCCCAGUACAGCCCUCCGAUCAUGGAGCUGUGGAACCCCUCAGCCAUCCUGGGCAGAGAUGGGAACAGCUCCGUGCUCAAAGACAUCAAGGCCAACUCGGUGAAAAAGAGUGUCGGGCUGGAUCACGCUUAUGGAGAAGGCUCUUCUUUCAGUUUGAAGACAUCUGUUGGCCUAAACUCCCUGUCAAGUCCAAGCAGGCACAGAGUAGUUAUUGGCUACUCUGCCAAGACUGACGCAGAGAUGAACCUAUUUGAAGGGGAGAUGGUUCUGCUCCAGAGGCUUCGUCAGGAUGGACGGGUUCUGGUGACACAGGAAAGCACAGGGAAAACAGGCCUUUUUCAGGGCACAGUUCUGGGAUGCUUUGAGAAAUGUAUGUGACAUUGUUUAUACUAUAUAUAUAUAUACACUGCAUUUUUCCCGUGAGGAAACAAGGGUACUGCCAAAUGUCUAUCUUAUGAGCAUAUGUUCUGUCAAUGCACUUCUGAUGCAUUGCUGUUUGAUGAUGACCUGUUCUAAGGUAUAAAAAAAGCAAUAGCUAUGAGUUGUGAGUUUCAGUGCACUGAUCUGAAGCACGUUUUCAUAUUACACACAUUCACACAUUCACACAGACUCCUGGAUCUGACACUAUCCUCUGGGUUUAUUUUCCUAAGAAGCGUGCAACACCUACUGACAUGCCUGUGCCUUCAAGGUGGCUUUGCUAAUGAGAUUAAUGUAAAUGGAUAUGUUGACAGAAAUAGACUCCCAAAGGGUAAAAAACAAUACUGCAAAACUAAAAUGAAUAAAUAUAAAAGAAUGAAUGGAAAACAUGUUCCUUUAAAACUAGGCAGUGCUUUCCUGGCCUGUGUUGGUGUAGGCACAGAAGUGGUCCUUUCCUAUAGUGAAUCCAUCUGUUUUACUAGACCUUUUGUCUGACUGGAUUGGUCAGCCCUGGUCCAGCGUCUGUGAGUGUUGUGCCCACCUGUUGUGAAUGGUGAAAAUGUGCUCUUGUUUUCCAGCUUAUCAAACCUGUGCACUUGUAUUAAUGUAUGGAAGACGAUGUAAUAAAACAUGUGUUCAACCUUU